This is a messenger RNA of Etheostoma spectabile (orangethroat darter), 2709 nucleotides long. RefSeq lists its product as uncharacterized. The coding region runs from base 1990 to 2709 and encodes 239 amino acids. The record is from RefSeq and is a predicted model, not a curated record. Lineage: Eukaryota; Metazoa; Chordata; Actinopteri; Perciformes; Percidae. The transcript has 6 exons.
GAUUUGUUUUUGAUGCGCUAGUUUUAACCAAUCAUCGAACUUCCACCUACCAAUGAAACGAGUUCUAGCCAAUCAGAUGCAAAGUAGGGCGGGUCCUUGCCGAAAUGCUAGAGUGCAGAGUGUGGUCUCCGUGGGAAAGCGGCUAAAAAAAUGUAGGUAGAGCUUCAGUUGAGAAAGGAGUUAAAACAAAUGUCGCUCGGCAUGAAUAGAGGACAAGAAAAAUGAAAAGGGUGGAGACGGAAAGCCGUUUAGCACUUGGUGCCUCAAAUUGAGCACCCGUCUGCAGCAUAUGUUGAAGGAAGAUGCUAACUGUACGGCAGCAGCGGUAAGAACGUUCUUGCUAGUCAGUAGAUGCUAGUCGCAAAGCUUCGGUUCGUGCACUCUGUCCUACGAGCACGUUACCGGUGUAACACCACAUUUUGUGACUGUAGGGGGCCCGCCUUCACUGACCGACCGUGUUUGGGAUAAAAACAAAACGUGUGCACGUUCAUAGCGGAACACGAUUUGUCAUUAACGAUGGCCACUGUCUUUAUUUAACUGCCUGUUAUUUAAACAUAACGGCCUUGUCCCAGAGUUUAGACGUCUAGUUAUAUGAAAAGCUAAACAAAGCGAAGUUUUUAAUAAAUGUACAUGACGCAGCUAAUGUCAACAUGGACAAAAUCAUGAAUGUACUAAUUUUUUUUUUUUUAUAAUGACCUGGCCAAACAUAACAACAUAACAACACAACAUCUACAAAGUUUUGUUUUCACAAUGAUUCAAUGUAGGAUUAUGAUAUUAUUGCAAUAUAAAAAUCUACAUUGACUCUUAUUUAAUAUAUGUUUGGAAUAAGUAAAAAUGUAUUCAAAACUUUUUACUUCUUAAAAAUUAUGACUUAUUGUGUAAUGUAAGUAGGACAUUGACUGUUAUGCCAGUCAAAUCAACUAUAUUGAGUGCAUAUCAAAACCCACCCCCCCCCCCCCCCCCCCCCCCCCCCCCCCUUCCAAAAAAGUUGCAGGCUCAGGGUUUUUUUCACUUUAAGCCCUGUGGCUAUUAAAGUUGACUGAAAGAUUUGCCUUGGACAUCACUACUGACAGCUUAUGUGAGCUUCUUUCUUCCACUAAUGAUGUAGAAAUGAUAUCAAUUUCAUUUAAAGCAGUCUACUGAAUAUAUUAGGAAGUAUUUAGCUUUUUAAAUUCAAUCAUUCCACUGACUGAUCAGUGUUUGGUAAGUAGGCACAUAAUGGACCAUCAUAACCCCACCAGUGUUUAUGACGGUAUUUGCGGUGAUGGACAUCUUAUUUACUUGCACGCCAAAUAUAAAACACCUGACCCUUAUUUUUUUUUAAAGAUUAUUUCUUAGGGCAUUUUAGGCCUUUAUUUAUAUAGGACAGCUUAGAGAUGAAAGGGGAGAGAGAAGGGGAAUGACAUGCAACAGAGGGCCGCGGGUCAGAGUUAAACCCGCGGCCGCUGCGUCAAGGAACCUCUAUAUAUGGACGCCUGCUCUACCAAGUGAGCUAACCAGGUGCCCCAUUUAUUCAUGAGUGAUGGCUGUCCCCACCAACCAUCACAUAUGUCUACUCUGAAGGUCUUUUUGUACUCCAAUAAGUCAAACCCUCAUGUUCAUCAACCUGUAUUCUCUUUUAGUAUGAUAUAUAUGACGAGGAUCCUCUCAUUAAAGAGAUUAGCAAAGCUCUGGCCAGACUUUCACUAAUGGACAGACUGAGCUGGAGUCUAGCCGCUUAGCCAAUAAUGGGGGGUCCAACAAAAUCAAAGAGGCCAAAGGUACCGGUCCCUCCAGGGCCAUUGAAGGGGAAUUUGUCCAGCAGACUUUGCCAUGGAGGAUUCCACUUGAGGCCCAAGACAAAACCAGUAAACCUAAGCAAACCCUGAGAGAAGGCUUGGAGGCCAUUCCAAACCUUUCCCUAAAAGGAGCUCGGAGGAUCUGGAAUCAACCGGUAUCAGAAGGACAGACAGCCUCUGUCCAGAGAGGAAGAGGACAAGAGUGGACAAAAUGGCAAUAAAGAAGUCUUCCUGGACUUUGCCACCUGAGGCGCAAAAGAAGAUGGCAACAACCAAAAUGAGUCCCAGUCCCACCACAUAUUUAAAGAGCCCUGGUGAAAAUUACAACAGAACCAAUCAGACUCAAAAAGAAGGCUUGAAGGACAAAGGAAAACCCUCCUAUAAAAGGAAAUGGGAAGAUUUCAAUUCAGCCGGUAUCAGAAGGCCAGACAACCUCGGUCCACAGAGAAAGAGGAGAAGAGUGGUCCUGAAACGUGUUCGGGCAGAUGGUGAGAUUGUCAUGAUUGCCAUGCCAAAAAAGAGAAAUAGAAGAAGAAACAGGAGAUGCCAUUUGAAGCCCGUACAGGGUGCAGAGGAAUGGCGACACCCAGAAUGCUCGGGUCACAAAGGACCUGGAGAAAAGACCUGGAGAGGAGGGAGCAAGAAGGCAAAGCAUGACGUGAGGUCUUGCUUUGACAAAAGGGGAAACACUGGCCCAAAAAACCCCAGCACCCCAGUUAACCGUCCCAGACCUUUUCCCAAAAAAGAGCGAUAUGGACCACCAGGCAGAAGAAACCCACAAAGCAUGCGUCAUCAGAGCCGCCGUCAGUGGGAAACACCUGGUCCGAUGUGCCGGGCCCCGGGCCAAGGGAGGGCCCAAAAGGUCCCUUGGCCAAAAAGGUCCUGGGCACGAGGAAGACACAAGGACCUGUGUGUCAUUGUCACUUUCUAA